CUCCCUAUAUCAUCCUGUCCACUGGUCUGGAGAAUUACAGACAACUCACUAUCAGAGAAGACUGUCUUACUGUUCAACUCACAGAUCAGAACCGAUACAUCUGCAGAUAUGUCUGGGAAAUACCUCCUUGCCGUUUUCCUUGCCCUCCAAGUCUCCAUGUCCCUGUGCCAGUUUGAUGUUCCUGCACCAGACCAGGAGCUGGUGGACAAGUAUGAGGCCAUGAAGGGGGUGUUCUACAAGCGCCUUCUCACCGCCUACGGCAAGCUGCAGGCCGCCAUGGGCCCCGUGGUAGAAAGCCUGGGAGAGGGACGUUCACAGGCUGCCAAGGAUUACGUUGAGGACAUGCAAACCAAGCCCCAGUUCCAGGCUGUCGUCAAGGUCGCAACCGGUCUGGCCGGUGAGGCAGCUCCCCUGGUGGACAAGGCUCGCAGUGCCGGCCUGGGCAUCUACGGAAAGUACCUGCGCCCCCACGUUGGCACCUACCUGGAUGACGUCAUCACCCAAGCCAAGGUGUACCUGGACACGUACCUGCCCGCCGAGUAAAAACAGACACGGUCGCAAACAAAAACGUGCAUGUUUCCUGCCUUUCACCUUAGCGCUGUAGCUAGCUUAGCGCUGUAGCUAGCUUAGCGCUUUAGCUAGCUGUUAGUGGUAAAAAGGCUAUCCCACCCAGUAUUUUAACUCAUCCCCCCUCCCCAAACCCACCUCCCUGCCCUUCCUCUCUCACCCCCAACCUCAUUCCAAAGUUAACCCCUUUUGUUGACAUUCCACAAACAACGGACUUUGCCUAAGAAAACCAAGGUCAGAGCAAGGUAGAUGAAAUAAUGACAUUGUUUGUCUAUCUGUGUGCAUGUACAGUUUGUAACUCUGUGUCUGUUGCUCUCGCAUGAGUGUAUGUGUGGACUUGUUUGUGAGUAUUGUCAGUAAAAAUUUGGAACUUGAAA
This is a messenger RNA of Hypomesus transpacificus, 944 nucleotides long. RefSeq names its product apolipoprotein A-II (gene apoa2). The transcript is spliced from 4 exons. Lineage: Eukaryota; Metazoa; Chordata; Actinopteri; Osmeriformes; Osmeridae. Bases 109 to 543 code for a protein of 144 amino acids. The record is from RefSeq and is a predicted model, not a curated record.